UUCUGCAUCUCUUUGCAGUUUGCACCCUCUGGUAGACGGCGAAUAAACUGAUUCUUACCAUUUCUUUGGUUACCAAUGAUGAAUUCUUGAAUAUACUAUCCAUUUCAUGAUUAGAGAAAUUCGGUUGAUACGAGACAAAGAAACAGACAGGUUUAAAGGUUUUUGCUAUGUUGAAUUUGAAGACUUAGAAUCAUUGAAAUCAGCUCUUGAAUUUGAUGGUGCUCAAUUUGGUGAAAGGAGUCUUCGUGUAGAUGUUGCAGAAGGCAAGCGAGAAAAAGGAGGAUUUUCAAAUCGAGGAAGAGAAGGAUUUGGCAAUAAACGUUUUGGUGAAACACGUCGUGGUGGUGGUGGAGGAGGAGGAGGAGGAUUUCGUGGUGGGUUUAGUGAACGUGAAAGAGGAAGCUUUCCAGAAAGAGAUUUUGACAGAGGGCAACGAGGAGGUGCUUUUUCAGGCAGGUCAGGGCCACCUGCAAGAAAACCUUAUGCAGUGGAGGAGUUCAAAGAUGUUGCACCAGAUGAUGGUGGACACAGGCCAAGAUUGAAACUUUUACCCAGAACUGUUUCUGCUCCAGUUAAUGAUGUAGCAGAGACAUCUGAUAGAGCGAGUAUUUUUGGAGGUGCUCGACCUAGAGAUGAGAAACAAUAUGAAGAAAGGCGGAGAAAAGAAUCUGAAGGAAAAGAUGAGUGAACAUAAACAUGAAUAAAAAAUCCUAAUACAGAUCAUAACAUAACUGCCUCUAUGAAAUAAUGUGCUAUUUUCCCAUCGACCAAGACUACAUGUAUGCUGCUGAUUUAUCGCCCAUCACAGGUAAUUCACAAGCAGAUAAAAAAAAGAACGAAAAAGAAAAAGCUCACAUCUGACUGGACUAUCAUGCCUAAAAUUUUAUUUUUUGUGUCAAUAUCAAAUAAUUUCAUUAGAAGAAAAAUUUAUGAAGGAGCAUAAUUUAUGUAAAAGUGAACUCUUAAAUAUUUCAUAAUUCUUUGCAAUCAAGCAUCAUUUUGAUGAUGAUAAAUGUAUCAUUGUCCUAGUCAUGCAGUUCUAUCAGGUACAAGUAUUCAUUUUGUAUGUUACUACAACAUUUCAGCUUAAAAAAUUAGAUAAGCCUGUAAAUUUUUGUACUGGGAUGAUAACCACAUGUAGACUUAAUUCAAGUGGUUUCAAAUUCCUUCUAACAUUUGCUGCAUCUUUAAUUUCAGUUGUGCUCAGUAAUGUCAACAUUGCACUGUUUCAUAGAAGAUAUCAUCAUUUUAAAAAACUGUGUAGGAUUAUAUUGAUUAUAAUUGUCAAUAUUUUUAUAAAAAUUUCAGUAUUAAAAUUCUUUUCCAAAACAGACAGAAAAGUAUCGAUUAGAUGUGUUAUUAAAACUAAUAAUGUAUACAUAUAUAUAUUUUACACUAUGUAAAUUUGAAUAAAUGUAAGUUCAAGAUACUCAAAAGUAAAAUAUAUAUAUGUAUAUAAAUAUUAAUUUAUGGGCAUAAAAAAUUUCAGGCAGCAACUUAGUGUAAAAAAAAAAAAUAAUAAUAAGUGAUGGAUGUUUGAUAUUGAACUAAUAAAAUAAGUAAAGGAA
Messenger RNA from Centruroides sculpturatus (bark scorpion), 1568 nucleotides. RefSeq names its product eukaryotic translation initiation factor 4H-like. Bases 107 to 688 code for a protein of 193 amino acids. The transcript is spliced from 8 exons. Lineage: Eukaryota; Metazoa; Arthropoda; Arachnida; Scorpiones; Buthidae. The record is from RefSeq and is a predicted model, not a curated record. Gene Ontology annotation, molecular function: RNA binding.